This is a messenger RNA of Pseudo-nitzschia multistriata, 1092 nucleotides long. The record is from the annotation of a GenBank genome assembly. Lineage: Eukaryota; Bacillariophyta; Bacillariophyceae; Bacillariales; Bacillariaceae.
CGUCGACCAAAAACGAAUUUAUUCCAACCAUGGCGAACUGUUUCAUAAUAUGAAUCAUUGAUUCCCAUAUGCAGGGAAGGUAAGACCACAAGAGUAGAUCACAUUUGCUGUUGUCGCUGCUCGUGUUYGUUUUCUCCGUGACGAGAAACCAAUUUCAUAUACCAUCUUUCGUCUGAGUGGGGCUUAACCGGCCCUGUGAAAGAGAUACUUUUUGUUCCAACAUGUACUGAGAGAAAACUGAAGACAAAAGACGGCGCCAAUUGACCCGCCAUAACGAUCGAAAUAUAGAAUUGGACAUCCUCUCACAUGCAUCUYCUCUGUCUCGUSUUUCCGUCUUUCGUUUGCAUCCACUAGAUUGCAAUCGCCUCCCAGCGUAUGACAAUACAACCACCGAAACCCGGAUUUCUGCGAAGGAGAUCGAGACCGAGCGGCCUGGUAGCGCCGCGUCGAAAGAGCCUCUUCCUGGUUUCGAUCUCGGUCGCUUUUGUAGCGUGCUUUUUCCUCGUUCACAAUGCCAUAGCGUCUUCGGUUUCUCUGCGAUCGUCGUCCUCCAGUGCAUCGAAGAGCUCUGCUUCAUCUUCUUUCUCUGUCCCCGCGUUUACGCUUUUAGUUACGGCCCGUUUUGACAACCUUGGACACAAACAAGAAUUUCUAGAAAUUAUUCGGCCCGUUGCGGAAUACAUUCGAACGGGUGAACCGCAAACGCUAGCUUACGAGGUUCUACAGUCAGACAAGGACAAUCUCGAGGUCGUGGUACUCGAGCGUUACACGGACAAGGAGAACGCGUAUCUCACGAUCCACAAGUCCUCACCACAGUUUCUCGCCUUUCGAGCCAAGCUCAAGGUGAUGCAAGAGAAGGGAUAUGUAAGCAUCUCCGGACAAUCCUUCCUGGACUCCGGCGUCGGGUUCGGCGACCGCGUCGCACUCUAAACCAACAAAUCGGUGGKGUAUUUGCCAAGAKGAAYUGAGUUGUACAGGGUAGCUUGGACGCAUCCAGCGAUGCAAUAGACGAGAGACGUGCUUGCACUGGUAACAAUAACACAGCAUUAUUAUGUCGCUCAAAUUUGGCGAAUAUAAAUAUUGAAGCAUCGC